CACCUCUUCUCUCGUCAUAGUCUUGACCUCUACCACCUCAGGACGCCUUUAGGAGCUAGGUUUAGAGUUGUAGGCUUGUACUAGACUAGAAUCCAUCAGAUUUGACCAUAAAAAUGCAGCGCCUUUGCCACCCGUUCCGACACGAGGCCGUGACUCGACAGGCCAGCUCCAGGACCUUGGAUCCCUCUCUCCUCCGACCACCGCUCCUGCCUUCUCCGGAACCUUCCAAAGGACUCUCCCAAGAGAGUCUAACCCUAAAUCUAGUCUAGUUAAUUCGCUAUUUAAUAGCUAUUAAAAAUUCAAAAAGUUUUUUUUUAAUAUAACCUGAAAUAAUACUUUAAGCUUGCCAUAGUGUAUAUUUGCUCCACAGUAAGGGGGCUUCUGCCGUAUGCAACCGAAGAAGAGCAGCAACAUGAAGGGUUUUUAACAGAGCAUCUUUCACAGCUGCUUGUUGCAUCUAUUGUUUCUACUUCUGAUCAUGUUCGUCUUCCUCCUAGCACUGUUCUCUCCGCUUCAAAGCAUAUAUUUCGAUUUCAUUUUCCUGUGGUAAGAGCAUAUGAACCUCUAAUUAAAAGAUCUUACACCCCACGAGUGGGUACAUCUAUCUAUCUAUCUAUCUAUCUAUCUAUAGGGCACCAACUUACUAGUACCUUGCGGAGAACAGCACCGGCCUGAGGCCCGGGGCGACAUCGAGGGAGAUCAAUCUGAAUGAAGAUAGGAGCACAAGUAUCGCCGUUAUAAGAUUGAAAUGGAUUUGGGUCGGUACUGGUUGGAUAAAAAUCCUCAAGAUAUUAGAUGAUCGAAAAAAAAAAGUUAUAAGUCAGUGAGUUCUUCUGCAGACAUGACAUCUAUGUUUUGUGUAGGGAGUGUUUUCUCGCACCUUGUUGCCGUUGUUCUAAGGCGGGAGGUCAGGUUUCAGGGGUGGCGACACUGACUAAGUGUUAAGCGUAUAACGGGCGCAUUCGGCGUCCCUGCUUUUUUAAUUGAGUAGAAGAAGAGAAAGAAUGCUCGCCCCCCUCUAACAUUUUAUGAAGUUAUGCCAGUGAGUAAAAGAAAAAGAGCCCAUGGGUGACAAAACAGAGGCACUUGCUGCAGGUGCAGCCUCGGCGUGAGUGUUUUCUGAGAAUACACACCCGCAGUAGUCCAGUAUGCUACGAAGAUGUUAAGGCUGGCGUAUUGUUCUUGUAAUUACUCUAGGCUCACGUGCUCUCAUACAGCUGCGAGCUGUAGUACUGUAUAGCACAACUUCUACGUGAUCAUUCUAGCGAGUAGGUCUUAACAACUUCUCGUAGGUAUCUCCUGGCUCUCCUCUUACGCUUCACUUACCAGUUAUUAGAACUACUCUUGGUCGUAGUUUUGUUUUUGGCUCUUCAGGAGUAGCCAACUAUGUCUGCUAGUUUUUCUACGGGGCCCACACCUAACCUAGCCCUACUCCCACCCCCACGACGCGAAGAAAUGUUCUACAAGUUGCUUGCAAGGAGGAAGACUGACUACACUGACAUCGGCUUCUUGAUGGAUGAAAAUGAUGGGUGUUCAUAUUGUUACGAAGCAGUGCGCACGCGGCCGCUGCGGAGUGCGGAGGAGACCCCCCUUGAAUGAUGACUAGUACAGAUGAGAGCACGUCGUGCACUAGAUAAAAGACCUACGUCUAAAGCAGGUAGACAUCGAUCAUCAACGUGCAGGACAUGAUCAUCUGCCAAGACUUGUUUGCUAGAGCGUUCCCUCACUCCUGUGUAGGUAAUACUACGCAGGCGGCCUCACAGGUGGUCUAAGAUCCGAUCCGCACAUUUUAUGAAGGAAAAGGUACCUGCUCUCGUCUUGAUCUUGAAUAUGUUAUUGGCCCGCUUCUUGUUCUUGAAGGAAAGGUCUAUUGUUUUGAGGCAAAAGAAUUAGUAACAGGAUAAGAUAGAAGACCGAUCAUGAUGUAUAAGCAGAAAGUUGAUCCCCUACUACUCCUACUCGUUCUUCUGAAGUCUGAAGACUAAAAAUUCCCUCAAUUUCAUCUCAUUUCUUGAUUGGACAAAAUUGAUGGGAACACUCAAACCUAAGCCGUCAUGCGUGCACGACCAACUCUCUAGAAGAUGAGACGUUCUCCUUUGAUCAAUAUCCAAAGGGCGACUCUGUGUGGAUUCGCGCUUUUCUGGAUAGCGACCAGCGUUUGGUUCUUGCAGGAGGUGGCUUCCACACCCAGUGGCCAGCUGCAUGAUUAUGGGUGAGGACUGAAGUUUUUCUCUUUCAUGAGUAAAGAGGUAUCCUAUGCUUGUCGCCUUUAGCUUUACACUAUCUUCAAGAUCCACUACUAGUUGUGUAACUGCCAGUAUGCAACUGCAAAUUAAAUUAUAAUAUAAUUUUCUAUCAUGGUGGUCUAUAGACACAACUAUCUUUGGGUGCAGGUGCUUUGAUAAGUGACGUCCGCGCGCAAAAAAGAGAAAUUCUCUCAAAUCCGGGUAGUGAAAAAUUACAGCGUCUAACAUGCGCACAUCAUACAGAACAGUUUCACGUUUGUGAACGCAAACUCGGGUGUAGACGUCCUGGAAUGCUAUCGGGAUGUCGCGCUCUUGGUUGGAGGCAUCUUCGUUAUGUGAUUUCAUCUGAGAUUGACAAUUCACGAGGGCUUGUGUUAGACGGGUCAAUUAUGAGGUUGGGGACCCAUCGUCCAGCACCAGCGACUCCUGUAUAGAUACUAAAAUUCGACACAGCUGCAUCUGAAUGAGAAAACGCCUCACAUGAAUAUAUUGGAGAAAAUCUCCUCUUUUCAUUUCCCGUCUUGUCGGAGCUUUAUGGGGUACGAGGUUCGUCUACUUGCUUGGCCUAUCGAUCUUCACGUUGAGUCUCCUAGUCGUACCGUUUUCACUCGGAUUGCGUUGCGUUGUUGCGGUGUCCUUGGCGUUGAAAGAUGUCGGACGCACUGCAGCUGCACAGGAGAGACAUCAUCAUCAUCAUAAUGAGAUCAGACCGAAGAACGACUCCUCGUCCUCAACCUUCGCGUCGCCAACGUCUACCUCAGGUGGUGGAGACGAAGUUGCACCCCCUCCUGAGGUUUGGGACAUAGUCCUACCAAUUACGGCUUAUAAGAUCGAUGUUCUAAAAAGAACAAAAUCAUUAUAAAUAUUUCUUUGAUGUGGUUUAGGUGGAAUUGGGCGGAGUCUCAUACUACUCAUUUUUAAGUAUCAUCCAUCCUCCGAAGGUCGAGCAGUGGACGCCCAUUCACAAGCCGUCCAACUACUCCAAACCGCUAAUGCAUCAGCAAAGACGUGUUUAAGCCAUCUCGCAGCCGCAAUGUGGGAAGCUAUGCAAGCGAGCGAGAGUUUUCAUAUACUUGCGGAGAUUGCCUAUUUGAUGAUGUCCUUCGUGAAUCUGAUGUUCCUCCGUGGCUGUUUCGCAGUACUGACAGAGUACAUUUUCGACGAGGAUCUGCCGGAAAAUGUUAAUUAUGGAACUACAUGUUCAUGUUGAGUGGUCCUCAGAUUGUGAAAAUGCAACUUGCUUCUAAAUUUUUUGGAUCUCCAGCUUAGUACCAAGCUCUACGUCUAACUCUCCUUACUCUUGUUCCGAUGGGAAAACGUGGUCGAAAGCCAGGUAAUGCCAGUCCGCAAAGAUUCCAGACAUCAUCCCCUAUUGACUGCGACCGACAGCUUCGAGCCGUUCGCAACGCCUUUGUCCCUCACUCCAAGAGGUGGCACUUCAGCGUCGUUUCAAGCCGAGUCUAGAGGCUCAUUCUUCUCAGGGCUAGCGUGGCCGAGGUUGUUUCUUAUGGCGUUCGUCUUUUAGUGAUUCCAUAAAUAUUAACUAUUAACGUGAAAGAAAAAGAACAUUCAACAACCAUAACCAUAACGAACAAAGGUAACUAGUUUCCUAGCAAGAUUGAACACGAACACCAAAAACAUGUGCAACUGGUCUUGCAUAAUUUUUUUGGCACUCUAGGCACAAGUAGUAGUCGAGUUACAGGCACUCGUCUCUCUAAGCGGAGGGCAGCAGCUGAAGGCGAGGCUGAUACAAUAGUAGUGGACGAAGAAUUCAUGGCGCGUGAAAACAGUAGUAGUCCUCGUUCGCGCAGUACCUCCAGCUCCUCUGCCACAAAUACUAACAACUUCAGUGGAGGGACGAACGGGAGCAGUAACAAACUACAUCAGAUGAAGACUGGAGGACGUCCUACGUAUUUCCCUCCUGGAGUGCCGCUGCAACAGGGUGGUAGAGGUUCGUACAACAUACCUGGAGGAGGAGGACCUUUGGGGAAUGCGAACAACAACACUCUAUUACUGUCUGCGGAUUGGGAUUCAAGUGGAUCUUAAGGAGUGUCGUGCAUCGUAGAAAACUAGGUACAAGAAGCCAUCUUUCACUUUUGCUACAUCUUUAUUUACCGGCCAGUUGCACUUUCUUGCUUGUUAGAAUGAUUGAUCAGCAGAUAGAGGUUCGGGUGCCAAAAGAUGGAGGUCUCCCGUCGUACUAGUUUGCAGCUACCACCUUCCUCUCUCAUCUUCUCUACUAUUUUUUCUAAGCACUUCUUGCGGGAGGAUCGAGGUCCUCACUAAAUACCCCACGACAACCUGGAAGUCCAGACGAGGUGCUUUUCCAAACACCUGGUGCAGCAAGAACGAGUUGUAGGAGUCAAGAUUCACCACCCAUUCGUAGUCCUGGUGGCAUAGAGACGGGGUCGCAAGGGGUGUCUGAAAAUCUUCCAAUAUUAAGGCUAACGCUAUCAAAACUCUCUCAACACCAUUAUUGGCCCAAUAAGCCAUCGUCAUCUGAGGGGUCUUUUUUAUGAUAGAAGAGGCUUUUUUAAGGAUAGGAAAGGACUCAGGGAUGGGCUCAAGGAUGGACUGGACGCGACGUGUUGCAGCUCUAACAAUAUUCGACGAGUCAAUGGUGGCCGAUUGUCCGCCAUUUGUCUCUUUUGGUCCAGAACCCUCACCAGGACCGACUGGCCGGCGCAAUCACCCACUAAGGUUUACCCCAUUUCAAGAGGUGGGAUCUGGUGCUUCACCCUCAAUAUGUCAAGAAGGAGGUACUAGUUCUGAACAUCAUGCCUUGGAGGAGAGCAAUGUUGUUGGAGCAAUGGGCGCUGAAGGAUCUUCUGCUUCCUAUCAAAGUCAUCUUCAUCAAGGCAUGAAUGCCAAUGUCGCAGUGUCCUUCUCUAGUAAACAAGUUGAAGUUUCCAAGAGCAGCUCAGGAGCUUCGACAGAAGGAGCAAUGUUGACAGCACGUGAACAGGCUAGUUGUGGGACGUCAACAUCUAGAGUGAGUGGUUCAACAUGGGAGACUGAGUUCAUGCGUGAUCAAGGGACAACACCACAUCAAGCAAGUAGUGCGGUGUCCUUAGAGCAGCAACGGUCUGCGACGAGCAGUGUAUCUUCGUCUUUUGGAGGUGACCAACUACAAGUGGGAGGUGGUGAUUUGACACGACUGGUGAAUAUAUCAAGACGACUGAUAUGGCCCAGUGUGCAUCGACGACAGACCGACGCGGACUUGAAUCUGUCCUGGCGAGAUAGAGCAGCAUUGUCGGAAUUUCAGAGGUAAUAGUGGAUUGUUGUCUUGGAGAAUUCAGCAUAUGAACGUGUAUGAUAUGGAAGAAGCUACAAGGGCUCGACACGUCAACAAGCGGCGCAAGAUUGUUAACUUUCUACUUUUCCCAACGCCAGGUUGUUAUUUUCCGAAGAUCGGGAGCGGCUUUUUCAGUACUUGAAAGGCAACACGAAUGCCUAUUACCACUUCAACGAUGCUCUAGGCAAAGAGGUGGCAGCCAAUUCUCAGUAUCGGGAGUCAAAGGUCUGGCGGGCUAAUGCUUUGAGCGCAACAAGCACUAAGAUUGCCACAGCUGCUGGAGACGUUGAAGGAACGACAGAGCAAGACGAGGAAAUGCAAAAUCAGCGUGUUGUUAAGGCCUUUCAUAUCUGUUUUGGUGUUGCAACUACUUACAUGGCCAAGGCCACAUCUACCAUCGAGUAAGAAGAUGAACACUUGCAAAAUAUUAUAUUGCAUGGAAUUAUAAGCCGACAAAAAGAACUGUCUUUCGCAAGCAAAAAGCAAUACUUGUGUGGUUUUCUAAUCUCCGUCCGCAAUCACAGCCAUCAGCAUCAUCUGGCUCUACGCAAGCAGCAUCUCUACAACCGGACUUCUUUUUAACGCAAAGAUGUAUGCUGCGUUUCCUCUACUCCUCCAAGAUGUCUCCAGUGGAGGCGAAAAGGCUGUUGGACUCCCAUAUUCGCAUGAUCCAGAAGAUGAAGUUGAGAGACGUACUUUUCUUGUUCUAGCGUGCUUCUUUUCUUAGAACUGCGAAGAGUUUUUGAUGUGUGUGCUGCUGUUCAUAUGUUUGUUUAGAUCCAACGAACAACUACAGGUCUCGGACGAAGACGUGCGUCGAAAUUAUGCUCGGGGAUUUUGCUGCCUUGCCGGUCGGGAUUUGGAGGGGAGACCGAUGAUUUGGAUCAAGUUUCGCUUUAUUAAUCCCAGUGAAAUCAAGAUUCCGAUAGGCAUCAAAAGCACCUGGCUCUCUAUCGACGCCGCACUUCAAGACUUACCUUAUGGGUCUAUUCGUGUGAAAUUACCCAAUUCAUGUCCAAAGACAAAGAAAGUCGUCUGGAAGCAGGAAAGAGGAAGAAAGUGAAACGUAGUAAGUACCCAGAGAAUCUGAAUCAUGACUUCAGUAUGAUCUGGUACAACUAUGAAUUCCCAACAUCAUCAUCUAAUUGCCUUCUAUCCAGAAAGGUGUGCGUUUAGUCUACGAUUUCAACAAUCUGCGGUUGAAUAACGUAGCCUCAGCGAGACCCUGGGAAUUCAAAGACGCCAUAUCCGCAGUCGCCUUCUCGCAUCCUAGCGUGAUUGCCAGCGUCGUCUUUCUGGACGCUCCUCCACUAUUGCGGCAUUGUUGGCAACUGGGUCAAGCAAUUGUACCGAAGAAACUGAAGCGGGUUGUUAGUUUCGUCGAGACGCAUGGUUAUGAUCAGAUUUUAAUAUUUCAAUUUUUCACUUUUUUCAGUUCGUUCUGUAGAGGAUACAACAGUACAACAUCUCUAACCCAGCGACCAGCGUUGGUACAUCGGGUGUGAUGUGAAUUUGUAUUAUACUUACUAACCUAGGACUAGCGAUCUGCUAAAGCUUGUAGUCCCACCAGGCGUGGAGGCGAAGCGGCGGCAUCCUAUCCUAUCCUAUCCUAGCAGGAUUUUUAUUUCAACAAAGUCAAAAGAUGGUCGUCGUGCAGUCAAUUUUUCACUUUUUUCACUACAACAUAAAGAGCAUUUUCCCCUCUCCAAGCCAGCGACCAGCGUUGGUACGAAGCGUUUUGCGAUUCAUCGCAAUUGCCUCGGUAUCUUGGCGGAAAAGACGUUCCCAACGCAGACUUUCACAGCUACCUGGUACAUCGGGUCAAGAACGACUCGAUUUUGUACUGAAAAAGAGGAAGAGGAGAACGACUUUUGUAAGUAUAUUAGUAGCUAGGUACAGUUGCUGCACCAGGGUGAUGUGGAUCGCAAAGUGGGAAUCGGAAAAAGAGUCGCAAAGUCAAAAGAGGACAAACUUUCGCUUAUAGCUUCAUAACUUUCUCAAUUGCGCAGUACGUGGGUUUUGUUGAAAAGCCUAUGUAUUAGGAAAAGAAAGAAUCACG
Amoebophrya sp. A25 is the source of this 7600-nucleotide messenger RNA. NCBI's taxonomy places the organism in Eukaryota, Dinophyceae, Syndiniales, Amoebophryaceae. The record is from the annotation of a GenBank genome assembly.